AGCUAUGAACUAUUUUUUGUGUACGAAAGUUUUUGCUAGUGUUUUUUCUAAGUGUAGCUUAAUGAGUGUGCGUUAGAUUAAUGGCUUUUCCAAUUAAAAUAAAAAUAGUUAGUGUUGCUUAAUUAAAUAUAUAUAAUAUACAAUAUAGUAUAUAUACCACAUAUACGUACAUACAAUUUGGUGUGCAAAUAUUUUUGCUAAUUUCAUCGUAAAUGUAUACACUUUAGACUAUAAAUAAUAAAGCUUAUUAUUGAAAUUAACGUAUUUUCGAAGUAGAGCAGCCGCACAAUAACUGUCAAAAAAUAACGGAAGGCGUGCCUGUAUGCGUAUAUGUUGAGUAUGCUCGUGUAUAUGUGUGUGUGAGUGAGUUGCUCUGACUAACUGUGUAUAUGUGUGUGAGUGGACUUUUACAUAAGCAGCGCAGCAUGGGAAGCGGCGGCAGCGUCUGCAGCAGCGACGGCGGCGACAGCAGCAGCUCAAACGGCCACCUGCGGCUACUUGACGGAUACCCCACAAAGAGUUCUACUUUUAUAUAACUGUAAAGAGCUCCGCAACGUGACAGCUAAAAGAUUGGACGUAAAACGUGGAAACUUGGAAACGUGCAACGUGAAACUUGCCUCGCAGCAGCAACAGCAGCAAUAUUAACAGCAACAACAACAACCUAAACAACAGCAACAGCAACAACAACUACUACAAAGCAAAAGUUAAACGACAACCCUGAACAAUGGCUAACUUAAAACCCAAUACGCUGCACGUGGACAACUUGAGUCCGCGACAGCGCAGUUUGAGCAGCGGACUGAGCAGCGCCUGCAGCUCGGGCAGCGUGUCCCCCGUGCCCAUUAUACCGAUCAUAUCGAUAAGUCGCGAUGGCGAGGAGUCCGAGACGGAAUCCGAAAUCGAGCCGGAGCCGGCGCGCAUAUUUCAUCGACGUAUGUCCACCCAUAGCAAGCGCAACAACAAUCUGUCGGCCAUCAUCAGAGAGGGCUAUCUGAUGAAGCACACUUGGUCCUUUCAACGCUGGCGCCGUCGCUACUUUCGUCUGAAGCGCAGCUAUCUAUAUUAUGCCAAGGACGCCAAGUGCGAUGUAUUCGAUGAGAUUGAUCUAUCGGAACUGUGUUAUUUCGAGUGCAGCAUCAAGAACGUAAAUCACAGCUUCCAGAUAAUAACACCUACCCGCUCUCUGGUGCUGUGCGCCGACUCCAGACGCGAAAUGGAGGACUGGCUAGGAUCUCUGAAGACAGCGACGGCGCCGCAGCGUCCGCGUGGCGAUAGUUUCCUGAUUGAUCAGCACGACAUACUCUCGAAUCAUCAUCACUGGUAUGCGACCUCCCAUGCGCGACCCACCUACUGCAAUGUGUGCCGCGAUGCGCUCUCCGGCGUCACGUCGCACGGGCUCAGCUGCGAGGUGUGCAAGUGCAAGGUGCACAAGCGAUGUGCGGCCAAGGCGAUUGCCAACUGCAAGUGGACAACGCUGGCAACGGUCGGCAAGGAUAUCAUUGAGCAACCCGAUGGCAGCCUCAUUAUGCCGCAUCAAUGGAUGGAGGGCAAUUUGCCCGUAUCGGCCGUGUGUGCCGUUUGCAAGAAGACCUGCGGCUCGGUGCUGCGGUUGCAGGACUGGCGCUGCCUCUGGUGCAGGGAUACGGUGCACGUGGCAUGUCGACCGCAAAUGCCGAUUGUCUGUCCGAUUGGCCCCGCCAAGCUGUCCGUGGUGCCGCCCACCAGCGUGCAUUCAAUUAGCACGGACGAUGCCUGGGACGUGGUCAGUCCGAAGGGCAACUUUUCACCGCUACUCGUCUUUGUCAACUCCAAGUCCGGCGAUAAUCAGGGCGUCAAGUUUCUGCGACGAUUCAAGCAGCUGCUGAAUCCGGCGCAGGUUUUCGAUCUGAUCUCAACGGGGCCCAGUCUGGGUCUGCGACUGUUUCGCCACUUUGAAAUGUUCCGCAUUCUGGUGUGCUCCGGCGAUGGCUCCGUCGGCUGGGUGCUCAGCGAAAUCGAUCGUUUCAAUAUGCACAAACAAUGCCAGGUGGCUGUCAUGCCGCUGGGCACUGGCAACGACCUGGCCCGGGUCUUGGGCUGGGGCUCCAGCUGCGAUGAUGACACCCACCUGCCCCAGAUAUUGGAGCGCUACGAGUCGGCCAGCACCAAAAUGCUGGAUCGCUGGAGCAUUAUGGUGUUCGAGAAAGCCAUCACGGUGCCCAAGAUGCCAAAGAUGUCGAUUACCACGGAACAGGAGGCUCUGCUCACGGGCAUGGUCACGUCGGCCAAUCACCAUUUGCGCUUCAUAGUCGAGACGAACGAUACGCAAACGUUGAUAAGCUCCACGCGCUCCCUGUGCGACACCGUCGACGAGCUGGUCUCACGCAUCUGUGAGCACCACAAGGACGACGAGCAGCUGGCUAUGAAAUGUGACAUUCUAAGACAGAAGCUGACAAUGCUGCUGGAUGCUCUGCAGGAGGAGGAGCUGGGUACGCACAGUGGCGACGAUUUGGUAGCCACCAUAAGGAGUUUAAUAUCGCGUAGUGGGCCCUUAACAACGGCACGCCCAUCAUUUCUCAAUCCGAAUAUAUCUAUUGAAAAAACUGAGAAGGAUAAUAUCAAUUCAAAAGAGCGUCGCAAUAGCCGCUCACUGCGCUCCAGCGAAAAGGAGGCCUUGCAGUGCCGAGCGAACAGUGUGAAGCGUGCCAUUUACAAUGUGGUGGAGCACUCGGAACCGGGCCGCCCUAAGCGCUACCAGCGGAAGCUCUCAAUUACACCCUUUGAGGCGCUCAAGAUACCAAUAACGAAUUCGGGCGACUCGACGCCCUGCGGCUCGCCGCUGCCAAUUAUACCUCCCAUCAAUAUUAUCUCGCCGACAAUGGAGACAUCGCGGCUGACCUGUAUAUCGCCGCUGCCGGACACGCGUCGCGAUUCAGUGGAUGAGAAUUUCUUCAACAGCAUCAAUUUGCCGGCACCGCGUCAAUUUGCGGACAGUCGCCGCAGCUCGGGUGUGCCGGAGGUCAUCCAGGAAAUGGAGGAGGGCGCCAGCGGGGAGACAGUCUAUCGCGUUGGCCGCUUGUCCUUGAGCGGUGGCGCCAACAUCGAUGAUGCGGGCAAUCGUCUGUCGCCAAGCAGCGAGGCUGGCGAGAAUACGCCCACCGAGCGCAAGGUGGACUUCCUGCGAGUGCCGAUCAUGACAAGCGAACCGAUAGUCGAUCCCUUGUCCAACUAUCGACCGAUCGAGGUCUUCGAGCGCACCUACUACAUGGCACGGGAAAUGGACAAGGAUAAGGAGCGCACUGCGAGCGGUCAGGUCGAGAGCGAGAAGGAGGAGGCCGACGUCAAUGAGAAAAGCGAACCGCAGGAGCCGCACCGUGCUCUGGUACACACUUGUAAUCUACAGGUACCCGGCAUUGUCGUAACCCCCCAAUCCCAAAAUGUCUAUACGAGCGAAAAUUUCACAAUAAUUGACACCGAUGCCCAGACCAACACUGAACAGUCGUCGUCGGAGGAUCUGGGCGGAGAGGCGAGCGAUGUGCUGUCCGCCAUCAGCAACGAGGAAUGCAGUGUGGCAUCCGAGAUCUUCGAUAAGCCCGAGUCGGGUCACAGCCUGGGCGACAUCAUACAGAAUCUGGAUGCGAACAACUUUACGCACAUCGAUUCGCCGGAGACUAGCGAUGAGACGGAGCCCAUGCCCGGCGAGAGCCUGAUGGAUGACAUCAGCUCGGUGCUGGGCCAUGACAUCACCAAUGCGCUGCAGGACAACACCAUCACGGAUGACACCACCACCCUCUGCUCGGAGCAUGCGGGGCCAACGAAGCCGCCGCGCAAGAAAUCGCUGAGCGCCUUGGUCCAAAGCAAAACGCAUCCGCGGCGACGCAACUCUUCGCCGCCGCGCAAAGCCGGGCUCGCACGCAUGGAUAGCGACGACAAUCCGCAGCAGUUCGGCUUCGAGAACAUUGUAUUCGAGAUCGACAAUCGUUGCGACGAUCAGAAGAUACGGGAGCCGCCGCGGUACUGCAGCCUGGCGCAGUUCGUGGAAGGUAACGAUAUAGCGCGUCAGAGUUUCAAGCGUCCCAAAAAGCGCAUUUCACUCAAGAAAUUGAAUGCAAAUACAACAACAACAACAAUCGUAUCUCAACAGCAGCUAAUGCUUGAUCGCAAUAGCGGUGACAACCACAAUGACAAUGGCAAAAACGAAGAGGCGGACACGCCCACAAACUCAGCACCAACCAGAACGUAUCGAAAUCUAACAACGACUACGACUAGCGACGAGCUGGAAACUGCAAUUAAAAUUGAAAUAAACAAUGCAACGACAAACACAACAACAUCAACAUCAUCGUCAAUAUCAACAACAACAACAACGUCAACAACGAGUACAGUAAAGCCUCUUGAAUCGGCAAUGGCCUCGUCGACAUCGCCCACUAAGAAGUCGGGCCAUGGACAAGAAGUAAAGCGCAUUACCUUUGAUGAGUCGUGUAAGAAAGAAUCGUUUGAUGAUGUAAAUCCCAACUAUCCACAGAUAAGUGUUGUUGUAAGGCCACCAACACCAUUGCGUGGUGAUUCCGUUAAGCCAACAGCAUCAUCAGCAUCGUCAGCAUCCUUAUUGGCGACCUCGUCGUCGCUGCUCGGUGUACGAACGUUGAACUCCUCGGAGAUACGACGUCACUCGAGCCAUGCGCCCAGCUUGGCUGUGCGCGACUAUGACAAGGAUAAAGAUCGACGACAUUCCGGUUUCAAUCCAAAUUUCCUAACAUUGGACCCGGAACAUGCGCGCUUCCUCAGCAGUUCACCAGCGGCUAGUCGUAGAAUUAGCUGUGGCAGUCUCUUCAAGAAGAGAAACCAAAAACUGAACGUUAAACGCACCUACGGACUGUUCAGUGUGCGUUUCUUUGUGGUCGCCGAACCAGACAUUCGCCUGGCAACCCUGGCACUAAUUAGGCCGCUAAUACCGCUGCCGAACGAAGCUCUGCCCAAUCUGCAGACACUCAAGGGCUCCAAAUCGAGUCUCUUCAUGGGCUCCACUCUCUUCGGCUUCGAACACUUUAGCGCCGGCGACAAGGACGAAAAGCCCGGCAAGGAUAAAGAGCGCACACCCACAGAAGAGACCAAUCGCAAGCUGCCCAUUAUCAAUCCCAUCGUUCGCUUGCCCAAUUGGCCCAAUCUAGCGAAUGGCACUGGCUUCAUAUCCAAGUGCCUGAUGGCCAAUGCGGACACGCUGUGCGCCGCCGUCAGUCCGUUGAUGGAUCCGGAUGAGACUCUGCUCGCCGGCUACCACGAGAAGUGUGUGAUGAACAAUUACUUUGGCAUUGGCAUCGAUGCAAAGAUCUCGCUCGACUUUCACAACAAACGCGAGGAGCAUCCGGAGAAAUGUCGCUCCCGGGCACGCAAUUAUAUGUGGUACGGCGUGCUCGGCUCCAAGCAGCUGCUGCAGAAGACCUGCAAGAAUCUGGAGCAGCGCGUGCAGCUGGAGUGCGAUGGCCAGCGCAUACCCCUGCCAGAGCUGCAGGGCAUUGUCAUACUGAAUAUACCCAGCUUCAUGGGCGGCACCAAUUUCUGGGGCAACAGCAGCAAGAAGGAGGACAUCUUUCUGCCGCCCAGCUUCGAUGAUCGUGUGCUGGAGGUGGUCGCCGUCUUUGGGUCGGUGCAGAUGGCAGCGUCGCGUCUGAUCAAUCUGCAGCAUCAUCGCAUUGCCCAGUGCCAGAGCGUGCAGAUCAAUAUACUGGGCGACGAGGAGAUACCGAUCCAGGUGGAUGGCGAGGCCUGGCUGCAGCCGCCGGGCAUGAUACGCAUUCUGCACAAGAAUCGCGUCCAGAUGCUGUGCCGUAACCGCAGCCUGGAGGUCUCGCUCAAGACCUGGCAGGAGAAGCAGCGUCAGCACAGCAUAUCCAUACAGCGGGACACCUCCUCGACCGCCUCCGAGCAUGCCGUGUCCACGGACGAGGUCAUAUCGGAGCGCGAGUGCUAUGUGCUGCUGAACUUCAUCGAGGCAGUUAGCUCGCUGGUCAAGUGGGUGAAGUUCUUGAUCAUCUCACAUCCGGCACUGCAGCAUGAUCUGUAUGAGGUGGCCUGCCGUGCCAGCGAGGCCCUGGAGUCCAUACACCCGCAGGGCAAGCUGUUGGAGGGCCCUUCAUUGCGCACCAAGUUGGUGGAGGUCAUUGACUCCUCGCGCCAGCUCUACGAUGAUGCCUGCACGCUGUUGCGUGAUCGUGGCCAUAGUCUGAUCCUGCGCGAGGAUCUGGAGACGAAGCUGAGUGCUGCGCUGGCCAACAUGGAAAUGGAGCUGAAAAAGUGCUCCGUGCAGAAGUGCAUCGAUGGCAAGCUGCGCGCCUACUUCAACGUGCUGGCGCCCAACGAGGAGCCCGAUGGACGGCGCAAAUCGCGUCCAUUCUGGGUGCGUUUGCGCUCCGGCUCGACCGCCGGCCAGCAGCAGUUCAAGCCCCCGAUCACAAACACCCGCGAGGCAGCCAACAACUGGAGCGUCAACGAGGUGGUCACCUGGCUGGAGACGAUGCAGCUGUCGGAGUACGUGGACAGCUUCCUCAAGAACGAUAUACGCGGCAAGGAGCUGCUUACGCUGGGCAGGCGGGAUCUCAAGGAUCUGGGCGUGGUCAAGGUGGGCCACGUCAAGCGCAUCCUGCAGGCUAUCAAGGAUCUGAGCGAGAACUAAGCGUGAUACAAAAGCGCCGAUAAAUGUGAAAUUUGUUGUGUUUGAAUGGAGUUGAAUGAAGGGAUAUCGUUGAAAGAAGGCGUGGCUGUUUAGUGUGUUAGGCAAGCGAUAUAGUUUUAUAUGAGACAAAUGCAUACAACAAUCACUACUUAUAGACUAGCUUAGCUAAAAAUGAAUAAAACUCUCGAGUACGUUUAUUUUUCCCGUAUUCUGGGGGCUGCGAGAGGCGUAAGCAACCUUUCUCUGUAUUUAAUUAAAUAUCACAAGCAGAAAGAGAACCUUAAAUAUUAAUACUCAACUUAUAUAUAAAUAAAUAUAUCGAAGCAGCUAAUUUAUUUUUCCAGCAAAACAUAUAUAUAAAACCAAUAAAUAAAUAUAAAUGUAAUUGAUGAUAUUACUAUGGUUUGAUAAGACUUAUCAUUUUCUGUUCUAGUUAAUUAAGCGAACUGAAUUUCAUUUUUGAAUAUGUACCUAAAUAUAUAUACAUAUAAAUUACAUAUUUAUAUAUACGUAUGUCAAAAUUCAAAAUUAUUUAAUUAUGGCAGAUUAACGAAUUUAAACGUAGUGGCACAUGCUAAAACUAAAAAACCAAAAUUAACAAAUUGCAUUUAGUUGUAAGUACAGUUUGAAAUUCGAUUUACGCUUAGCAAGAGUUGUAAACCUCCAUUAAACACAAAGCAAGAAGAAAUCCCCUUAAACAAAGAUUAUUCUAAAUUUAUAAGCAAUUUUCGAUUUUACAAUUGUUAGAGAACAAAACUAUCUAUUUAUGAAAUGACAAAAUCAACCUUGACAUAUUCUUAAUUCUAAUUAAAUACAACUAAAUU
Molecule: messenger RNA, 7470 nt
Organism: Drosophila mojavensis
Lineage: Eukaryota; Metazoa; Arthropoda; Insecta; Diptera; Drosophilidae
Product: diacylglycerol kinase eta
Exons: 13
Coding region: 725-6646 (1973 amino acids)
Biological process (GO): diacylglycerol metabolic process; intracellular signal transduction; lipid phosphorylation
Molecular function (GO): protein binding; ATP-dependent diacylglycerol kinase activity
Source: RefSeq, a predicted model, not a curated record